AUGCAUAAUGCCUAUACGUGCAGCAAGUCUACACCCCUGGAGGAUGACCGGUGCCCCAGCGAGCUUCUAAUGGGACGCCGCAUUAGGUCCCGUCUUCCUGACUUCACGCCAGCAGUUCCAAAACCAGCCAGAAAACACACACAGGAUAACACUAAAGGAUGUUUUUUGAAGCCACUACGGGAAGGUUACGUGGUACGUCUGAGGGACAAAGGACAGUGGGUCACAAAGGGCCAAGUGUUAAGGAACGUGGCGCCUCGUUCUUCACUGGUUGUCACGGAGGAUGGCCGGGAAUAUCGACGCAACAGAGAACACCAGCGACCAACGAAUGAAGACCUGCAGAGUUCCGAUCACUUUGAGGAGCACCUGGAAGAUUCCCCAGCCUGUACCCUGACCAGCAUUCAAGCUACACCGGCUGCAUUGACCCCAACAGUGCAGCAUGAUGAUCCAGCCAUCCCAACCACAGUCGCUACUUCAACGAGAACUCCGACCAACUCCCCAGCUGCAGUCAACUCCACAGCGAGAACAGAGGAUGAUCUGGCUAGUGAACUUAGACCAUGUGUUGCUCGGACAUCAACCCGAACUGUGCGGCGACCCCAAAGGCUAAACUACGAUCAGAACUUCCAGCAGCAAGCUUAACGGGCUUUUGAGUUAUUGCUUUUUAUAUUUCAUGUUUUGUGUAUUUUGUUUAUUUUCGUAUGUAUUUCUUGUUGGUUUUUCAUAGUCCAAAGAAAGGGAGAUGUAACAGUCAUGAUACUAGCGCCACCGCCACAC
Ixodes scapularis (black-legged tick) is the source of this 771-nucleotide messenger RNA. RefSeq lists its product as uncharacterized. The record is from RefSeq and is a predicted model, not a curated record. The coding region runs from base 1 to 636 and encodes 211 amino acids. Lineage: Eukaryota; Metazoa; Arthropoda; Arachnida; Ixodida; Ixodidae. The transcript has 2 exons.